Pleuronectes platessa (European plaice) is the source of this 6607-nucleotide messenger RNA. RefSeq names its product RAB42, member RAS oncogene family a (gene rab42a). Gene Ontology annotation, cellular component: Golgi membrane. Gene Ontology annotation, molecular function: GTP binding; GTPase activity. NCBI's taxonomy places the organism in Eukaryota, Metazoa, Chordata, Actinopteri, Pleuronectiformes, Pleuronectidae. The transcript has 2 exons. Gene Ontology annotation, biological process: Rab protein signal transduction. Bases 2513 to 3169 code for a protein of 218 amino acids. The record is from RefSeq and is a predicted model, not a curated record.
AAUUCACAAUCCAAUUGUGCAUGAAUGUCAUUGCAGUUAAACACGAUGCUUCAGUUGAUGAAGGUUGAUGUCCUUUGGGACGGCCUGCAGCAGUUCCCCACACGGGACGAUCUCCAACGCUCCACUUUGUACAGCACGACAUGUCACUGUAUCUGAAAGUGAAAAGAAAUGAAAAAAUAAGCACAAUUCAAGAGCCUUCUCUCAACACAACAUCGUAGGACUGAUCUCAGUCCCAUAUCCGCUACGUUCAUCCAGCAGUCCGCAUAAUUGUAAGUUCGUCAUCAUAGAUCAGAUCAAUACAAGCUAAAUUAAUAUUUUGUAUUACCUUCAGAAGCAGGAAGGGUUGGGAGCCCGCACAGCCCGGCGAUGCCAGACCUGAGGUCAUGAGUCAGAGUGAUGCCUGCAGAAAGAACUACAGUUAGAAAUAAUACCCAACAUCUGUAGGACAGUAGAGUGGCUGUUAAUGGCAAAAAUGGCCAGCACAGUCAAAGACCAUCCUGUACUCUUGCAUGCUAUUGGAGCACCUUGGACUACAAACAAGUCCCAGGUCAUUAGAAUAGCAUGCUUCAAUUUAGAAUUGAGGGGAAAUGAGAAUUAAACUUACCAAGACAUGAGCAGUCUUUAUCCAGUCACUAUAGUGGUCAGCCAUUGUCACCUUAGGAGAGCAGAAUAAAAUACUAUCAAUUUGUGAUUCUGCUGCCAUUACCACCUCCUAAAGAGAUGUUAACAGGAGUGGCUCAGUUAAUAUUGUCUCAGUCAGACAGAGUCAGUGAGGGCAAGUUUGUAAUCACAGCCAGGAUAUUUAGGUAAUGUGGCUAUAGAGCUUACCAGCAAGUGAUGUAGAUGAGGUGCUUAGUCUUCUCACUCUCAGCAGUACCUGCAGACACACAGAAGUAAGGGUUAACAUUUGUAACUUUUAAGUGCUCUGAUUGGUCAUUACUCCGACAUGUUGAGACUGAAUGUCCUUCCCCUUAAUGUUGCUGUAACAGUUACUUCAAACUGAACAGCGACCGUCGGUGAAAGUCUUCUUCUAGGCAUCCUGAUGACCGUUCACUGCUACAUGAGAACACGAACGGCUUCGAUAGGAGCCCGUCACAUGAUAGAACAGUGUGAAAAAUCAUACCUGUAACGUAUGCGGACGACCAGGGUGGAAACUUGAUGCAGCCAUUACUGUUCGAGUCUGUAGAGGAGAGGAGGAGACACAUUAAGCAACUAAAUAAAGUCAAAAUUACAAAACAUCAGCUUUAAACAAACGUUGCAUCAAUUGGUUAAUUGCUAAAAAGCCUUGUUGAUCAUAGGCCAAGUUAGUUACACAGUUACAGCAAUGAGAAGUUUAACUUGUAUUCUGAAGAAUAGUUAGAUUAGUUAGAUCAGACCAGGACCGAGCCACGUGGUCCACACGAAGUAAAAGCACUCGUGCUAACAUUUAGCCUAGCCAAAUCACAUCAAGGCCUAAACUCCAUUGCGUGUUAACAAUAGUGAUUUGAUUUUAACACUAAUGUUAAUACUGUAGUUUGAUUAUGAAAGCAUUACCAGUGCUAACACGUGCUACCAGUUAGCUAGACUGCUAACGCACUUAGCAUUACUUGGAGUUAGUCGGCUAGAUUUAAUACCAUUGUUUAAAGCAAGAGGUAAUAACAGCAAAGUUCAAAUGUUGAGUUAGAAUAAGGAGCUUGUCGAGGCCUCACCAUGGUUAGAAGUCUGUCGAGCCUUCAUCUCGAGGAGAGCAGGAAGAGAGAGAGAGUAGGGAGGCUCCCGUUGCCUUUAUACACGCUAGCGCCCUCUGAUUGGCUCACACAGCUCACGUGCACCGCUUGCAUGACGGGAUAUGUAUUCCUACAACUUUUUCUUUUUUUGGACGAAGUCUUGUUGUAUUUUAUGUUUGUUGACACUUUCAAAAUCAACGCAAAAGGUUUUUUUUCUGCGUUUCCUUCGACACUUGUUUGUCUGGGAAUAAGACAGAAUGUGACGUAUUGUGUAUAAAGACAGAAACACACACAUCAGUGGGAGGUUAUAUGUGUGGAAAUGGAGGCUGUGUGGCUUCAGAACCACGGACAGCACCAACCUCCGCCUGGUGCAGUUUCCAUUAAACAACAUUAAAGUGAACCAUGUGAUAUUUGUGCUCCGUUGCUUUCAUCGUGUUGAUAUUCCACAGACUGCACGUGCUGCACAAUCCACACAAAGGACUCCCUGUGUGCAACAACGAACACCUGCAUUUCCCAUGACUUCAAAUCCAGCUAAUCUCCGACCCUGUUCACAAUAACACACAAUCGCCUGAUUCAUGGCUGCAGCAGGUUUACGGUGGUGGAUCGUAGGUAAAGCCGUCACAUGACCCGCCGUGCCCCGCGUCUCCUCCCGAGCAGAAGGCGGCGGCAGCAGCAGCAGCAUCAGCGGGAGCCGCAUCGGCAGCAGUAGCCGGGUUUCAUGUAAACACAGCGCUCAGGGCUUUGUUCAACACACACACACACACACACUGAGACUCUCCGCCGGUACCGUCCCCGCUCGUCAUGCCAUGGAUAUUUUGUGGCAAUACCAGUUCAGAAUCAUCCUGCUCGGGGACUCCACCGUGGGGAAGUCGUCGCUGCUGAAGCGCUUUUCGGACGGGAUCUACAGCGAUGUGGCGGAUCCCACGGUCGGGGUAGAUUUCUACGCCCGCUCGAUGGACAUCGAGCCCGGGGUGAAGAUAAAGCUGCAGCUCUGGGACACGGCUGGUCAGGAGCGGUUCAGGUCCAUUACGACUUCAUAUUACCGCAACUCUGUGGGCGGGCUGCUGGUUUUCGAUCUCACCAAUCGCAAAACCUUUGAGCAUGUGAGGGAGUGGCACAAGGAGGUGAGUGAGCACAUCCUACCUCACCACAUGGUCUACAUCCUCAUCGGCCACAAGAGUGACCUCAACAAGGACCGCAAGGUGACCCGGGACGAGGCGGAGCAGCUGGCGGGCGCCCUGGGCAUCCGCUACGUGGAGACCUCGGCCAAGUGCAACAGCAACGUGGACCGGGCCUUUGAGCUGCUGACCAGAGACAUCUACGAGCUGAUGAAGAUGGGUGAGAUCGUCACCCGCGAUGGAUGGGAUGGUGUGAAGAGCGGCCUCACCGCUAAGGUCCUCUACCCGGCCGAUGAAGAAGAGGAACUGGCCAGGGCGUCCGCUGAAAAGGGCUGCCACUGCUGACUGAGAUCUCUGUGUGUCCAAACACUGUCCUGUCACACCCGGAGCUCGCCCUCGCCUCACAGCCAUCCAUCGAGGCUCAGCACCCCAUGAUAACCAUCAUCCAUCACUUCUUCACCCUGUGCUUCAUGCCCUCUCUGUAUGUGGGACGACUGAGAUUAUUUUCAGACAGAGGGGGGGUCAGUGAACAUCCUGGCGUGUAUCUUAUAAACAAGUUGUGUCUCUAAAUUCAUAUGGUGUAGCACAAACCAAGCUGUUUUCAUCCUUUUAGGCCAAAAAACAGAGAGAGCGUGUAGAGGUGAUCAGGUGUUGGGGCUGAGGGUGUAGUCAAUACUCCUUUUCAUAGCACUGGUGAUAAUGUUCUACUGAGCAUACUGAGGAUACUGUGGUCGGGCAUCACUCCACCUUCAUACGGCACUAGUGUGUGGUUUCUACCUGUCAAAGUCUGUGCAACGCUUUGCCUGCAAUCCUAUGUGUCUGUUAUAUUGUAAAUAAUAGUGAAAUCUGUAGAGAUGGAAGCUGAAAGGUCACUAAAAGCUAUUUAAUUGAUAUCGUGAACCGACACAGUGCCCUCCACAAUAAGUGUCACAAUAUGAAAUCUAUGUGCUCCCCCCGCUCAUGUAAGCUGUAUGUGCACUUACGCCAAAUUGACCUAAAAUUGGGAUCAUUCUGUGAAUACUGGAGUAAUGUUUUGUAAAGAAAAAUAGAGAUUAUUUCUAGUUAAGUUGUACACAUAAAGAUAGGUCAUUGUAAUUAGGAUAGAUGGUCCUAUUUAGGUAUUUGUAUUAUAGCAUCAACAGCAGCAAGACAUCAACAUCAAAAUAAGUAAUCUCUCAGACCUUUUAAUGUGUCAUCAGUAUUAGUGAAGACGUGUUUGAUUAAGAACCAAAAGGAGUUUUCAUUUCACCAACUGUCGUUUGUAGCUUCAACAAACAACCGCUCAUUCAGGCCUGAGGUGGUGAUGAACUCAUUAAAUCGGUGGAUGGAUGUGUUGCUCCCUAUAUGUUGUGUUCCAGAGUUUGUCAGAGAGCAGGGAAUGUGGGUUCAAGUCUAGAGAAAUGUCUCACCUCCAUGUCGAAGAACAUUAUGAUAAACUCCCGAAGCUAGUUAUGUGUGGGGGUUGAGCCAUGCAGCAAAUAUGCAGAAUCAUGGCUCCUGGGUUGGCAUUUAGCAAGGGACCUUUGUCACAUGUUGUUGCCCCUCUCACUUUUCAUCAGGGCCUUCACAUAAUAGUUCAACAUUCUCAGAAUGACGCUCAUCCAAAUUCUCUCUGAGAGGUUAUCGAGAAGUUGAUGUGUUGCCUCAUGUCUGUGUGUGAGGUAAGAAUCUUGAACCAUUAGCGUAGCUUAGCUUGAAAUAGGGGUAAACAGCAAGCCUAGCUGUCUCCAGCCAUUAGAAUAGUCGGCCGCAGUGACAGUUGUCAGUGACAUCACCUUGUGUGGUAAAUUGUGCCUGAAAAGACAUAGAAAAACUACACUGGCAUCAACAAAUAUCUAAAGAAAUGCAACUAUUUCUAAAAUAUAUAGAUUUUUAUGAAUCUGCUUGGGUCCAUAUUGAACAACUGAGACGAUGUGUUACCUUAGAACUGUCUGAAGGUGUAUAUCUGUCCAGCUUCUGCUGGGAGCAGUUCCCCCUGCUUCCAGCCUGUAUGCUAAGCUAGUUAUCAAAAUGCUUGUUCUCAAUCAUGGAAAUGUGACGAAAUCAUCCAUCACAUCAUCAUAAAUACAAAUCUCAUGUUGAAAAGUGCUGUUUACGUUCCUGAAAUUAUUUUGAUAAGCAAGUAAUGGAUGAAGAAGUUUUCUGGCCAUAUUCCGGAACAUUGGUUUUUCGACAAUGAGGUCAUAUUAUUUCAAUUAGUACACCUAAUAUUGCAGGAAUAAAGUCAAAAUAUUAUUCGGAAUACUAAACUCUAAGUGUAAUUAGAAAAAAGUUGUACAAUUUUUUGAAAAAGAAAGACACAUGGAUUCUUAGCCUAUCUUUUUAAAGUCUGGAUACUUAUGAGAACAUGGUGCUGAUGUUACAAAAGUAUUUCAUUAUUUGUGAAACCUAUACUAGAGUAUAACUUAACGUGGUCCACAUUCCACACAGGAGAUUAUGACUUUAUUCUUGUAACAUGACUUUAAUCUCAAAAUCUCCGAUUCCUUUGAUGGUCAACUUGCUGAUGAGAGCAUGUCUACGCACGAUUUAACCGUGCACAUGACAGCAAUAACUUCCUUUAACACAGACGAUGGUGUACGCUCUCAAGUCUCUGGAGUCUCUUUACUGCUCCAUUAAUCUGGUGUUUACGAGCCGACAAUAGACCACAGUCUACUUGGCCGGGGCACUCACCUCUCCUCACACACUUUAAUCACCUUUCACCGGCAUCUCGUGAAAACACCUGUCCACAAACACACUGCAACCAGCAAGAGAUUAUGCAUUCUGUUCGUACUUUGCGUUCAUGUGAUCAAGCUUAUGUUUUUCUUUGAGUUAAUAAAUGUUGUGUUAGGGGACAGAGUACAUGUAUGACCACUCGUUGGUUGCAGCCUAGUUUUCAGUAAGGAAUGUAUUGUAAAAUAUUUGCACCAUCCCUUUAUUUGAUUGAACUUUUCUGUAACAGAUCCACACUGUAUUCUCUGUUGUCAUGUUACAGUCAGGUUUAAAUACAAUGUAACCAUAUGUGAUACAUGUUUUUUUGUUUGUUUGACAAUCAGACAUUAAUAUCUUGUGUUCACGGUGAAGCUGAGGACUCGUCUGUCUAAAAUCUCCAUGUAACAGCCAGUCUGACUGUGUGUAAUACUACAACUACCUUCCUCACUUUGCUCUCUCAUGUAAACAGGGUUACAUUGUAUGAUAUUGUUUACAUUUGUACGUUGAGACUCAGCAAACUGUUCUCCGAUGAGCAUGAUUCCCAUUCCUGCAGCACUCAGUGAUCAGAGUGAAGACAGCGACCUGGUUACAUUUAAAAGUCCACUCUGCAAACACAUGGAAAAUGUGCUUAAUUCCCAUCAACCAGUAGUGGGCGCCUCAAUACCCAAAAAUGAUUAAAUAUUUAUAAAACAUUUGUAAUUGUACAAUUACAGAUCUUUUCCGUCCCCGUUCACAGUACUCUAUUACUGAAAGCUAAAAGGGAGCAGUUCAACUUUUCUUGAAAUAUGCCUUUUCCUGUUCUUCUCACAGAUUGUGACUAAUUCCCCGCAAAAUAUUGAACUGUCCCUUUAAUGAUUUUUUAACGUUAUUCACUGGAGUCAAACCACCCUGCUGAUAGGGCGUCUGUACCACAGAACGUCCGCAUCCGGAAGGCCCACAGGAUGGUACAUGGUACAUAACUAUAACCAUUGGUCACAUUUCACAGCUUUACUGAAUAAAUGUUAUUUAUUUUAUAUAUUAUGUAUAAGAGAUUCAUUUAUUUGAUGUGAUUUUAUUGAUUGGUUAAAAAACAAUAAAUGGAUGCCCAAUAAGUGA